This is a messenger RNA of Rangifer tarandus platyrhynchus (Svalbard reindeer), 321 nucleotides long. Lineage: Eukaryota; Metazoa; Chordata; Mammalia; Artiodactyla; Cervidae. The record is from the annotation of a GenBank genome assembly.
AUGUCUUCCAUUUGUCCCUCCAAAUCUUUGCUUCCCUCACCCUACCCUCCCGCUCAAGAAAGCUGUAUGGACUACCUCAUUGGGCUUCCUGUGACCUCUGGCAUCUGUUGGUUUGGCCAGUGGUAUCUGCGGCAGGAGAUGGGAGGGAGUAAAGGAAAGUGUGAGGUCAGGGUAUUUUUUUCCUUGGCUCCUUCCCUUCAAGGUGUCUUCAGGUCAGAUGUGUUCCUCAGCCAGAAGUCACUGAACCUCAUGGUGACCAACUCCACACGACUGCUUCCACUUUCCACUGACCUCUCCCUCUCCUUGCCUCUUUGGGCCUAG